This is a messenger RNA of Aspergillus tanneri, 3384 nucleotides long. RefSeq names its product mismatch repair protein MSH3 (gene msh3). Bases 1 to 3384 code for a protein of 1127 amino acids. NCBI's taxonomy places the organism in Eukaryota, Fungi, Ascomycota, Eurotiomycetes, Eurotiales, Aspergillaceae. The transcript is spliced from 3 exons. Gene Ontology annotation, molecular function: mismatched DNA binding; ATP-dependent DNA damage sensor activity; ATP binding. Gene Ontology annotation, cellular component: nucleus. The record is from RefSeq and is a predicted model, not a curated record. Gene Ontology annotation, biological process: mitotic recombination; mismatch repair.
AUGCCUCUAAAUUCAUCUCAAUCGUCAUCUACUUCGCCUAAUCUGAAGCGGAAACAGCCCACCAUCGCCAGCUUUUUCACGAGGAAGCCACAAUCUGUGCAGUCGAGCCAACAGGACGUUAUUGGCAGCGAGCGAGGCAUAGAAAAUGGAGUGGAUAAAGUCAGCACACAGGAGAAGAAGAAUGGGAAUGAGGGCCACAUGAUAGAUGAUGGUGAUGACGAAGAUAUCGUGGCACCUGUGCCCAAGCGGACCAAAAGAAACGGUAUCCAUUCACAAAGCGAUACAAAAAUUGUGGACCGUGAAAAGCUUCAGAAAGAGCAAGCUCCAUUGUUAAACAGUAGCCAACGAACAGAGCUCUUUCGAUUCAAUAGCUCGCCCGCUGCCCAUGCGGAGAGGGGUGAUGCACAGAUAAAUGAGGAAGAAGCGAAAGAACGACGGAAGGAAAGAGAAAGGCUACGCAAAAUGUUUGUUCGGAAGUUAGGUGGACCGGACUGCGCCAUUGGAAUCGGCCGACGUGCUAUUAGUGAGAGUACACCCGCAGCAGAAGAGGCUGCAGAAGGCGAUGAAGAGGAAGAAACCACCACAGUCCCUCCGGCCAAGGGGAGGGCUGUGGCAAAGAAAGGCGGAAGCAAACUAACCCCGAUGGAGAAACAAGUCAUUGAGAUCAAGCGCAAACACAUGGAUACGAUUUUGGUAGUUGAAGUUGGCUACAAGUUCCGGUUUUUCGGAGAGGAUGCGAGGGUGGCUGCAAAGGAGUUGAAUAUUAUCUGUAUCCCUGGGAAAUUUCGUUUUGACGAACAUCCUUCAGAAGCACAUCUCGACCGAUUUGCGUCCGCCAGCAUCCCGGUGCAUAGACUGCAUGUUCAUGUGAAACGACUGGUCUCUGCUGGACACAAGGUUGGAGUAGUUCGGCAGAUAGAGACCGCCGCUCUCAAGGCUGCUGGCGAUAACCGUAACGCCCCUUUCGGUCGCAAGCUCACCAAUCUAUAUACGAAGGCGACUUACAUUGACGAUGUGGAUCGAUUGGAAGGGCCUACACAUGCGAGUUCGACUGGAGCUUCAUUGGCAACUGGAUAUAUGCUUUGUAUCACAGAGACAAAUGCCAGAGGAUGGGGAAACGAUGAGAAGAUGCAUGUGGGAAUCGUGGCCGUACAACCAGCUACGGGAGAUAUAAUCUAUGAUGAUUUUGAGGAUGGCUUCAUGAGAAGUGAGAUUGAGACACGGCUACUUCAUAUCGCUCCCUGUGAGCUUCUUAUCCUUGGGGAGUUAUCAAAGGCAACAGAGAAAAUUGUCCAACAUCUUUCUGGCAGCAAAACAAAUGUCUUUGGUGAUAGCAUUCGUGUUGAGCGAGCGACAAAAUCGAAAACUGCGGCCGCUGAAUGCCAUAGCCAUGUCUCCAGUUUUUACGCCGAGAAGAUGAAGGCACUUAAUGCUGCAGAUGACGGGCUGUCGAGCGCUCUACUCCAGAAGGUGCUCAACCUACCUGAGCAGGUAACGAUAUGCCUUUCAGCGAUGAUCGAACAUUUGACAGAAUAUGGUUUGGAGCAUGUUUUCCAGCUCACAAAGUAUUUCCAACACUUUUCCUCCCGAUCACACAUGCUUCUCAAUGGGAACACUUUAGUGAGUCUCGAGAUCUAUCAAAACCAAACAGACCAAUCCGCCAAAGGUAGUCUUUUUUGGACAUUGGAUCGAACGCAAACUCGGUUUGGGCAGAGACUGCUCCGAAAAUGGGUGGGGCGCCCUCUGCUAAACAAGCAAAGCCUGGAAGAAAGAAUCAACGCCGUUGAAGAGCUGAAGAGCCUCGAAAAGACUUCUCUGGUCGAGCGGAUUAAAGGGUUGCUUGGCAAAGUGAAGAGUGAUCUGGAGAAGGGCUUGAUAAGAAUAUACUAUGGGAAGUGCACACGCCCAGAGCUUGUUACUGUCUUACAGACUUUGCAAAUGAUUGCCCAGGAGUUUGCAGAGUUUAAAUCCCCAGCGGAUACUGGAUUUCUGUCCUCUGUUGUUAGUGAUGCUAUUGUGUCCCUCCCUACAAUCCUGAAAGAGGUCUUGUUCUUUCUGGACAAGAUUAAUAUGCAUGCCGCUAAAAGUGACGACAAAUAUGCGUUCUUUCGAGAGUCGGAAGAGACAGAAGAGAUAAGUGAGCAUAAACUUGGGAUCGGCAGCGUUGAGCAUGAGUUGCAGGAACAUCUCUCUGUCGCUAGCGAAACCCUCAAGAGGAAAGAAGUGCGGUAUACCACUGUUGCGGGCAUUGAAUAUUUGAUCGAAGUUGAGAAUAGCUCGGCCAAUAUUAAAAGGGUGCCUGCAUCAUGGAUGAAGAUAAGCGGCACUAAGAAAGUCUCAAGAUUUCACACGCCUGAAGUUAUUCAGCUGCUACGACAGAGAGACCAACACAAAGAAGCGUUGGCAGCGGCUUGUGAUAAGGCAUACAUAGGUCUCUUAGCUGAUAUAUCAGCCAAUUAUCAGUCUUUCCGGGAUUGUGUGCAAUCCCUUGCGAUUCUUGACUGUUUAAUCUCGCUUUCCAUUAUCGCCAACCAGCCUGGAUAUGUGAAGCCUGAAUAUACUGAUAAUACACGUAUCCAUGUGAGUCAAGGGCGUCAUCCAAUGGUCGAGCAACUUCUGCUGGAUAGCUAUGUUCCCAAUGAUAUCAAUUUAGACAGCGACAAAACCCGUGCUCUCCUUGUCACGGGUCCCAACAUGGGUGGUAAAUCCAGCUAUGUACGACAAAUAGCCCUCAUUUCCAUUAUGGGCCAGAUUGGCUCUUACGUUCCUGCCCAGUCAGCUCAGCUUGGUAUGCUCGAUGCGGUGUUCACCCGUAUGGGCGCUUUUGAUAAUAUGUUGGCUGGCGAAUCUACUUUCAUGGUCGAACUUUCCGAGACGGCAGACAUCCUCAAGCAAGCAACACCUCGUUCACUGGUCAUUUUGGACGAACUGGGCCGAGGCACAUCUACUCAUGAUGGCGUCGCAAUCGCACAGGCGGUUCUUGAUUAUGUUGUCAGGUCAUUACGAAGUCUCACCCUCUUCAUAACGCAUUAUCAGCAUCUUGCCUCAGUGGUACAUUCUUUCCGCGACGAUGAGCUUCGAAAUGUGCACAUGCGGUUUACGGAAUCAGGAUCCGGCAAGAAUGAAGAGAUCACCUUCCUCUACGAGGUUGGAGAGGGUGUGGCUCAUCGCAGUUAUGGACUCAAUGUAGCGCGUUUGGCAAAUUUGCCAGUGCCCCUGCUUGAGGUUGCUAAAGAAAAAAGCGCUGAAUUAGAAGACAAAAUCCAGCGCCGGAGAGUUACUGGAAUUGUCACUGCAAUUGGCAAUAUUAUGGGAAAUUCACCCAAAGGAGGUGAAGAUGAAGCGCUGAUUGAACGGUUAAUCAGCAGCGCAGAGCAAUUGUAA